Salvelinus namaycush (lake trout) is the source of this 1113-nucleotide messenger RNA. Its product is annotated as chemokine XC receptor 1-like. Gene Ontology annotation, biological process: G protein-coupled receptor signaling pathway; chemotaxis; immune response. The transcript has a single exon. The record is from RefSeq and is a predicted model, not a curated record. Gene Ontology annotation, molecular function: chemokine receptor activity. Gene Ontology annotation, cellular component: membrane. Bases 1 to 1023 code for a protein of 340 amino acids. Lineage: Eukaryota; Metazoa; Chordata; Actinopteri; Salmoniformes; Salmonidae.
AUGGGCGAUAUUGAAACCAACGGCACCGAUUACGAAUAUGAUGAGGAUUAUACAGACGAGGUCUGUGACAAGGCCGGCGUUGUCAAGUUUGGUUCCAUCGCCACCCCUGCUUUCUUCUCUGUGGUGACUAUCCUGAGUCUAGCGGGCAACAUCCUGGUCCUGGUCAUCCUUGCCAAGUACGAGAACCUCAAGUCUCUCACCAACAUCUUCAUCCUCAACUUGGCCCUAUCUGACCUGGUUUUCACCUUUGGUCUGCCCUUCUGGGCAGCCUACCACAUCUGGGGCUGGACCUUUAGCAGGAUCCUCUGCAAGACCGUCACCUUUGUCUUCUACGCUGGCUUCUACAGCAGCGUUUUGUUCCUGACCAUCAUGACUAUCCACCGCUACCUGGCCGUGGUGCAUCCUCUGUCCGACCAUGGUUCCCAAAGGGGCUGCUAUGGGGUCACAGUCUCUCUCGUCAUCUGGGUUGUUAGUUUUGGGGCGGCCGUCCCUGCUUUGAUUUUCAGCUCUGUCCAAGAGAACCCCCAUGAAGGAGACAUCCAUUUUUACUGUGAAUACUGGGAUCCGCUGUGGAAGAGAGUGGGCAGCUACCAACAGAACAUCUUCUUCUUGGCUGCUUUUGCAGUGAUCGGGUUCUGCUACGUGAGGAUAUUGAGGACAAUCUUCAAGUCAAGGUCACACAUGAGGAAUCGAACCGUGAAGCUGAUCUUCAGUCUAGUGGCAGUAUUUUUCCUUGGCUGGGCGCCUUACAACGUGGUGAUAUUUCUGAGGUUGUUGCAUGACUACUCCGUAGCACCUUUCAAUACUUGUGAGGUCAGCACAUGGCUUGACUAUGGGUUCUAUGUGUGUCGACUGAUUGCUUUCUCCCACUGCUGUCUCAACCCUGUCUUCUACGCAUUUGUUGGGAUUAAGUUCAGAAAUCACUUGAAGGUGAUCUUGCUGAAGCUUUGCCAUCGCCAAAGCACCAUGGAUACACAACAGAUUAGAUUACCUAACAUAUACUCGAUGGGAUCAAUGUACUAGCGCAGGGGUCUUCAACCUUUUCUUGACCAGGGACCCACGCCAGGCAAACCGGCGACCCAUCAUAUGUUAGCAAAAAAAGAAAAUCACAUC